UCGAGGACGUGGCUGUAUACUUUUCGAGGGAGGAGUGGGAGUAUCUGGACUCUGGCCAGAGGGCCCUCUACCGGGACGUGAUGCUGGACAACUUCAGGAUCUUCGCCACGCUGGGAUUUUGCAGCCCCAGACCAGACCUCGUCUCUUGCCUACAACAGUGGGAUGAGCCAUGGGUUGAAGAUUGGGAGAGACUCGAGUCUCAGAAAGUACGGAGGGGUCCCUACCCAGGGGCAGAGAAAUCCAUUAAUCACAGGAGAUGCCGUGAUCGGCCAACUUGGGCUCACAAGAAAAUCCACAUUCAAGAAAGAGCCAAGGAAGGAAUUGGUUUUAGGAAGAGCUGUCUGAACUCAGGUAAUGUGCAGCUUCCUGGAAGUGCUUCAGAAAGGAAAGAUGGUAGGCCUGCAGCUUUCCAGUGCAAGGUGCGUGGGAAGUGCCAUGGGCAUCGGCCAGGCCUCGGAAAGCCCCAGAAGCGCCAUGCCUCUGAGCUCUCAUUCAUUUGUGGCACGUGUGGGAAGGUGCUGAGCUGCCACAGCCGGCUGGUUGCUCACCAGACGGUGCACACGGGGACCAAGUCCUUCGAGUGUUCCGAGUGUGGCCAGACCUUCAGGUGGGUUUCAAACCUUCUGCGCCACCAGAGAAACCACACGAGCGAGAAGCCCUUCCGCUGCGAGGUAUGUGGACAGGCCUUCAGCUUGAAAGAUCGUCUUGCUCAGCAUCGCAAAGUCCACACUGAGCACAGGCCCUACUCGUGCGGUGACUGUGGGAAAGCCUUCAAGCAGAAGUCAAACCUCCUUAGACACCAGCUGGUGCACACUGGGGAGAGGCCUUUCUACUGUGCUGACUGCGGCAAGGCCUUCCGCACCAAGGAGAACCUCAGCCACCACCAGAGGGUUCACAGUGGGGAGAAGCCCUACACCUGCGCCGAGUGUGGCAAGGCCUUCCGGUGGCCCAAGGGCUUCAGCAUCCACCAGAGGCUACACCUGACAAGGAGGUUCUACGAGUGUGACCGCUGUGGAAAAGGCUUCCGCCACCUGGGCUUCUUCACUCGGCAUCAGAGAACUCACAGGCACGGGGAGGUGUAGAGGUAGAGGUGCCAGGUGUGCAGGUUCUGUACCACUCUGGUAUUGGUUCUUGUUGAGGGGAGCUGCUGUAAGCAGUCAUGCUUUAUCUAGUUUGGAAAUUCAACCUGGAAAGAAGCCACCUCAGUGCUCAGAGCUCCCCAGAUCCCCCAGGAAGUUCUACAGGAAAAUUCCCACAUGGGAGAAGUGGAUCCACAAGUACACAGGGGUGACAGUGGCAGCUGCUCCCAUGGUGCUCAGCACCCUGGAGUGGCACCAAGAGCGUGUGCAGCCACAGAGCUCACCCCAGUCCCUGCUCAGAUCAGAGAAGCACCUGUCUUGUUUUUACUCUCCCGCUGGCCCACAGCGGUCUGGGCUCAGGCACUCAGCCCCAGCAAUGAGUGUCACUCGUGUGUCCUUUAACUCCUUUUCCUCCCAGCUCUUCGCCCCAUGUGCGCUGCCCAGCCUAUCUUCUCCUCUGUGUCUGUCUGCAAGGCAGCUGUGAGUGUCGCACAGAAGCAAGGCCCCUCCUGCAGCCUCACGAGGUGGGGCUCAGAAGUGAGCAGCUUUGUAAUAUCAAGCGCUUAUUACCGCAUUAAGGGAAGCUCUUAAUUCACAGCCACAGCUGUGAUUAGUGAACUCUGCUUGUGCGGCAGCAUCCAGUCUGGUGGCUGCGUAUGCAUGUGUGUUGAAACCACAUCGUCACAGCACUGCUUCUCUGGAGUGGCCUCUCUAGCUGAAACAGACUCUUGCCUAGUGGAUCUUUGGUAAAACAGGAUUGCAUCUUGCUUUUUAUUAAUAUUCAUAAAUGAGUGCAGGAAGGCUUUGCUCCCAGUAUCAUGUGACCACAGAGGAGCCUACAUGGGUUCUGGGCAGCCCUGUCACCUCAGAUCUGACCCCUUGCACCCAGAGCUGGGCUGAGCUG
Messenger RNA from Propithecus coquereli (Coquerel's sifaka), 1983 nucleotides. It is a transcript of the gene ZNF707, whose product is annotated as zinc finger protein 707. The record is from RefSeq and is a predicted model, not a curated record. Gene Ontology annotation, molecular function: RNA polymerase II cis-regulatory region sequence-specific DNA binding; DNA-binding transcription factor activity. Bases 81 to 1082 code for a protein of 333 amino acids. The transcript has 3 exons. Gene Ontology annotation, biological process: regulation of transcription by RNA polymerase II. NCBI's taxonomy places the organism in Eukaryota, Metazoa, Chordata, Mammalia, Primates, Indriidae.